Molecule: messenger RNA, 15375 nt
Organism: Hydatigera taeniaeformis
Lineage: Eukaryota; Metazoa; Platyhelminthes; Cestoda; Cyclophyllidea; Taeniidae
Source: the annotation of a GenBank genome assembly
AUGCUUGUUCGGUUGGUUAAUGCUGUGCUACAGCGUUUUCUUGGUCAGUAUGUAGAAAACAUCGAUACCGAGCGUCUCUCCUACAGUCUCGGUUACUCUGGGAACGUAGUCCUUACCGACCUUCAUCUCAAAGCCAAUGCUCUCAAUCACGUUUUGGGUCUCCCACUUCGGGUAAAGUCCGGUCUCAUUGCACGGGUUCAGCUGAGUAUCCCUUUAACCCAACUUCGAUCACAACCCUGGUGCAUCACAAUUGAGGAUGCUGAUCUCGUUAUUUAUCCUAACAAUAGCGAUGGCAUCGUUGCUGAUUCCGCUCCCUUGGAUGUCACUUCCGCAUCCACUAGUGUCAGUAUGAACGCCAGUGUAAUUGAGGAGUCUCGAAAAGCUUAUCUAGACCGCUUAGAAUCCCGUUGGUGGCAAGCGGUUAGGGAGGGUGGCCUUGUUGAUGCCGUUGCCACCACCUCUCCCACCGACUCUUCAUGGUGGUCUUACGGUGUUUCUCUCAUCUACGGCAUCGUCAGCAAUCUCCACGUCGAAAUUCGCAAUGUUCACCUUUCUUUUGUUGACGACAAUGGAUUGAUAGGCAGGCAUUUCACUUGGGGAAUUCGCCUUGAGCGGAUGACCGUUCAAGCUACUGAUGAGAGUUGGGCAAGACGUUCUUCAAAUCAACAAAUUGAGUUCAAGUCCAUUGAUAUUGUCGGAUUUUCCGUUUACUACAUGGAAGAGGAGAAGAGGAAACAAUGCUUCCUUGUUCCUCCUAGCCGAUUUUCAGUACAUUUUUUGCGCCGGACAACACCUGAACUUUUAACCAGUGAAUCUACACCCCGUAUCGAAGUGGAAGCAAAGUUAUCUGCGCUGGAUGUAGACAUUUCACAGGGUGUACUCGCCUACUCCUGUCGAUUGAUAGAAUUUUUCAAGCGGCAGUCCUUACCUCUACAUCGCCCGCUUUUGCGGCCUCUGAAGCAACCUGCCGCGUGGUGGAGAUACGCUGCUGGCGAGGUAGUGCCCGCUCUGUGGCGCCGCCAUCGAUGCUCUCAUUCCUCGGACUCGAUGCUUCGGGGUUUGGCGGAAGCCGCAGCUCUCACCAAUCGGUACGUGCGUGCGUAUGAGACCCACUUGCUUCGAGGUCUUGGUCUCGACGGUGAUGAUCUUGGAGAAGUUGAAGACCACGAAGCACUUGAGGAAACUAUGCCUCUCGACCGUGUAGUCCUUCUCCGACAGGUUGCUAUGCAACGAGCGGCAAGGGUGCUGAAGCAACAGAAGCCCCUAGUGAAGAGGUCGAAAGAUCCUCCUCCCACAAAUGGUCAGCGUUCUCAGUCCUGGUGGCCAAGUUUCCUCACUUCGACUGCUACUUCAGACGCCACUGUCGGUCAGGCCUCAACGGCAGAGGCCCAUACAACACUAGGAGGGGAGGAAGAAGACGAAGCGCCGCGUCCAUGGCGCCUCUGGUGGUGGUUCUCUACCGCUCCUCCUCCGCCCACUCCACAAACUGCUUUGAAUACGCAGACGGAAGUGGCCACCACUGCUGCUUCAGCGGAAGCUGCUCUGAUGCUGCUCAAUGAGUUAGUUGCAGCGCGCGAUAUCGGUCAGGUACUGACUCACGACCGACUGUUCUGUCGCCUUACCUGCCGUGUUGAUCGUUUCAGGCUAGGGUUGCAGGAGAAGAACGAUCAGAACUUAUGCGACUUGCGCGCGGACAACCUGGAGCUGUGUGUAGAGACACGUCCGCGCGAGGAGAGCUUGCAUUUCAGUGCUCGUCUGCAUUCUCUGUUGGUGAAGGAUGAGCGCUGUCGUAAUGGAAACCAGCGUCCCUUUUUCCCUAUUGUUGUCUCGCCCCUCCUACAUGCACCCUCGUCCUCUUCGUCGGACCUCUUUCGUCUGGACUAUACGUCCACACAACAAACCGAUGAGGCGUCGUCAAUGCCUGCCAGUUUGAACAUUCGGACUGAUCCUCUGCGUGUGGUCUGUCAACCCGAACUCUUCAACCGCGUUGUGCACUUCCUCACCUACGCAUUCAACAAAUCGCCUAGUCAGGCUUCGGAUGACUCGAGCACCUACGACACGAUUAAGUCGCAUACAAAGGCUAAUCUUCGUGCUGCACUGCACAACGUCGAGACGGCGGUCGAGGGCUCAGCAUCAAGGACAAAUAAGUCUGCCGGUGAUACUAUGCUACCAUCUUCCCCAUUGUCACCAGCAUCGACGUCAUCCAUUUUGCAGCUGCAUUUAGACAUUGCUGCGCCGCGCAUCCUCUUCCCCAGUCGCCUUUGGCCAAGUCAAGCGGAGUCUGAGGCGGAAAGAGAGGGAGGAGCGCCCUAUCCUCCACCUGAUCUUCUCGGUGUAAUCUGCGAUUUUGGACGCUUCCGGCUUUCCAAUUGGGAGCCGUCGAUUGCCGGCACUGUCGAUGGUUUUGAGAAAAUCAAACAGGCUCCAAGUUUUGCUGGGCAAGAGGGGGAAACUCUGAGUGAACUACAAAAAAAGACGAAUUUCAAUGAGGAUGAUGGAGACGAUGAGGAUGAAGAAUCAGAUAUAUUUGCAACACCCUGUGGUACACCCGUUCAAUCCGAUUCUGAGGCGCCCAGUCCAAAAAGGCCUCUCAUCCACUGGCUUUCUCUUCCACACUGCAGUCCAGUACCAAGCCCAAAGCGUCUUCCUGCCCGCCAACGCUCUUUCCGGAAGCGUUCACGGCGGAGUCGCAGACUUUAUGUAACCUACCUCCUGGAACUAGACGAAUUUCGCGUUCUAGCAGGACGCCUGGACGAACUGCAGGUAUCUGGUCUGUGGCCUGAUCUUCUUCCCAAGUCUUCAAUUUCAACUACUGUUGACGGUCGUCCUGUAACUCAAGUUGCCUCACAAGUCCACCUUGUGGACCGCUUUAGCUUGGCGAUUUGGAUCACUCGACGAGUGGUUCCAAUGGUGCAACUGCGCUCCUCUUCUACACUCAACAGUUCUGCUCCUCUUCCUCAACCUCCACCCACAAUUCCCAGUGACCUACCCGGUCUUCUGAUAUGUUUGGAGCAGCGUCACUGCGUUUUCCGUCUCUCUGAUGCUCGGGUCGCUGCAGUUCGCCUCUGUUUCGCUGCUGUCGCUUCAGCAGCAGCGGAGCAAAUAGAGGAGGUUACAGAGGGUUUUCAACAACCAUUACCGGCGCCAGUGCUACACAGUUCAGAGAUUCGACGAUCGAAACGCUCUAAACAGCAGAUUCAAACUCCUGCAACGGUGUCUGCUGUAUCAGAGCUACGGCGGACGAUUGUGGUCACUUUCAGCAUGCAUGAACUCAUCCUCCAACUUGACGCUCGAGAUCGCCCACUAGCGGAGUGUCGGUUGGCUUCCACCGCUGCUCGAUUUAGUCGAUCAACUGACUGGAUGCAUUCAACGACCACUUACGAGGUUUGCUUACAGGUGCACAGCCUCACAAUCGCUGAUGCUCUUUGCGGUUUCGGAGGAGAUUUUGACCUUUUGGCAGCAUCUCAUCGCAAUGUUCGAUUAGACACUCUCUCGGGCAAUCUGAACGUCAGCGGUGGUAGUGACAGUGCCUUCGCUAAGGGUCGCACCCGACAACAACUAAUACGCGGUAACAGCGGGAAUUUCGUUAUGACCCGACCCUUCUUUGACCCUAUUGCCGAUGGUGGUGAAGAUUCUUCUACGGCACUAAUUAGGGUGAAAUACUUCCAGUCGUCAAAAGGAAGGAAAACCUCCCGCCUUCUCGACGUCAAGUUCCGAAAUUUGGAUCUUUUGGGAAACUUGGACACACUCGUGGAGUUGGUCGCAUUCGUGCGUUGUGUCUUCCCGGUGUCGGAGCCCAAAAAUAAAGCCCGCAAUUUACUCUCUACCCACGCGGUCUCUGCGCCCGCUGAACUUGUCGAAAAUGGUUUUGGUGAUAGUAACAUAAAAACUAGCGACAGCUUGGAAAUGUUGAUAAGCGUGGAGCGACUCAGUCUCGUGUUGAUUCGUGUAAAGCCAGCGUCUGAGGUGGAGGACGCGGUGGAAGACAACGGUGUGGUGACGAAGAGCGAGGGGCAGUACUUAUCCCCUUUUCCAGCUGCCACCGCAGAACGCUUCGCCACCAUCACUCUCCUUGGUGUGCAUUUUCAGACACACGGUAACUACAACAACUUGCGUAUAAGCCUGGCCGGUCUACAGGUGCUGGAUUUGAUGAAUGCGGAUUCUAAUUCCAUAGCCUCGAACAGAGUAGAGCAUCGCCACAUCUUUGCCGCCGGUCGAUGCCUUGAUCCCGAGCUCCCUGAUGCUCUGCUCGCUUGGUCUGCUGCAAAGUCUGUUUUCACACUUACUGCACGCUGCCACAGUGCUUCUGGGUACCAUGUCUUGCUGGAGGUCUCUAGUCCUGUGUAUGUGCAUAAACCCCGUGCUUUGCACGAGAUCUCGGUUUGGUUUUCUCGUCUUUAUCACCGAAAUAUGGAGGUGGGUGUCCUGGCUCUCCGAUUGGCCAAAUCGGCAGUCAACUCCGCUGUUGCUGCUGCCACUGCGCCCCCACGACAGCAGAAGCAGAUAGCGUCAUCUCCUCCUCUGUCUUUACGUCUUGCCUCCCUCCACGCUGUAUUUGAGCAACCAGUAAUCGUGCUUCCCGCCGGUCCUGUCUCUCCUCACGUCUUCAUUGCUCGUCUUGGUCGCUUGACGCUGCGCAAUGGUCGGGAUGCUGACAAUGGCAGUGAAGGUGUCAAUAGUGGCGGUACUUUCGCUCCCUUAAGCUUUAUUCAACUGAGUGUGGCUCGGGCAUCUAUUUCUGCCCUUGAUGUUUCUGACGAGCAUGGAAUCCCGAGGGUGCGGGAUACCUCUGAGGCGGUGCAAGCGAUGCUUGUGCUCGCUCACUACCUUGGUCUUGUCACCUCACCUAUGGAACACUGUGUGUUGGAGGAUAUAUCUGCCGACAUAAUGGUGAGACGGCAGGUUCUCUCCAGACCACGAGGCGAAACGGAAUCGGACACGAUAAAUUGGCCAGUCGAUUUUAACCUAAUGGCGGCUAGCUUCCCCUUCGAUGAGGCUGGAAAGGCAGACGUUACAGAGGAGGCUUCAAACAAACAAGAGUUGUGGAUUACAAUAUCUGCUUGCCUCACACAGCCUCUCCACGUACGACUUUCAAAAAACGUCUACCAUCAGCUUCUACAGACUAUGGACUACCUUACUCACUGUGGGAAGACGGUUGAAGAGGACGACAGAAGUGGCGAUAGUUCAGCAUCUUCUCAAAAUUCCAGUAGAGAGCGGCUUAAUAAUGGGGUGGGUCGCUUGUCUGCAUGUCUAGCUAUCUACGUCUGAUUGUCACUUCUCUUUUUUCUUCAAAAGAUUUAUUCACAAGCUCCAAUAGGGGAAGCGGCUUCAGUUGUGAUGGUGCCGGGCAUAGCGAUGCGAUUCCGCAUGCCUCUAUUGGUGGUGGAGACCUUUACAGAGAUGAGUGGGGAAGCGCAUCCUCUGGGAUUGACCCGGCUAAGUCUUCGUGAAUUUUUCGUCACCGCCUCACUCAUACCUUCCACAUCCGUGGGCAACAUUGGCAGCGAUCUCACACGAAUUGAAGCCACACUGGCUUCACUGCUGUUGGAAAACCUUCUUCCGGGCUACAGUGAGGAGAAUCGCUAUCUUCUCUAUUCUCAUCCUCCAUCAAAGCUUCAACCAUCCCGAUCAUCACCAUGGACUUGUAAUCGUCGUCGACGUUCACUCACCGCCUCCUGUCCGAGCCUCAUUGAGAGCUCUUCCUGGACCGGUUUUACUGAUUCUGUUGCCAUUCCCUUCUCGAAAAGUCUUCAGAGAGCUCAUCCCUCAAUCAAUUUUGGCUUCUGUGAUAGCGAGAAAGAGGAGGAUAGAGUUGGCACGAAAUUGAUGCUGAGUGACAGAUGUAGGCGUCGUUCAUCAUUGCAACUUGGACACCUUCAACACCCAACUGAAGGGGAGGCGGGUAGUGGUGGGAAUGAUCAAUUUGUUCGAAUUCGUGUCCUUCUGGUGGAUCGGGACUCCCUUCUGUUCACCACAAAGUACCAAUCAACGCAUGCCUUUGUGGACGUGGCCUUCUCAUCUCUCACCUGCUACUUUAGUCUCCACCCCUGGGUGCUGCUGUUGGAUUUUCUUGGUUUAGGCUCGCCUCUCACUGCCUGCGAUGAAUUUGACACUCCAACAGCGUCUGUCACUCCUUCCUCCUCUUCUACUACUGCAUUAACUGUGCCUGCAGUAGACAAUAACUUCCAACAGGCUAAAGAUGCGGAAAAGUUGACAUCGGAAGUGGAAACGCUAACAGUAAUAACCCUGGGUGUCUCGACCUUCUCUCUUCUCCUCGACACCGUCUCUAAGGCCUCCUAUCCAGCGUCACCCCUUCUUCACGCCUCCGCCAGCAGCCUACAUCUCCGUCUAACUAGCCACAGCCGACCCAUUGAGGCCGGUGGCGAGUGGUUGCAUCUUACUGGCCGUCUUGCCUCUGCCUCAGUGCAUGAUCUUACCCAGCUGGGACGUCACCUUUAUCCUCAACGCUUCCUAGCUGGCAGUGGCCGAGGUGGUUGUGGAGAUUACCUCUUUUUUGCACUUACAAAAUACCAAUUACCUGACCCUGAUGUGACGAGACGUGCAGAAGAUGGGAGACUGGAGUUGCGACUGGGCCCGGCUUACUAUGUACACACACAGGAUUUCCUCGUCACAGUGAUUGAUACAUUGGAUAGUUUUUUACAGUACCAGGAUCUUAUGAAUAGAGUUAGAGCUUCGUCAGAAGGAUAUAAGGUUCGCCAGGGUGCACCCAUUUCAAUGCGCCUUCGACUGGACGUAAAAGCGGAGGCACCGAUUCUUGUGGUGCCUGUCUCCGCUGCCAGCGAGAAUGUCCUUGUUUGUAAUCUAGGCACUCUCACUGCUGUCAACGACUUCUGUUGGCAUACCAACGUUGUCAACAGUGAAGAUGGUGGUGAUCCUUCGCAUGAGACGCCGAGAGGUAGCACGCUUCAGCUUAAUCAACGACAGGCGUGCAAAUACUGCUCUAGUAAUGUUUGGUGGUGCGAUGACUCUGGGGAAGCCGGCUCGAAGGACGUAAUGACGCAAAGCUUCUACCCAACCUCAGCCAUUACUGACGAUGACUCUCGUUCCACCACUGAAGAUAUCGACAAAUCACCAUGUCUAUUGGAUUGUAUUCAGUUGAAUCUCGACCAAAUCGAAGUGUACAUAGGCAAACGACACGAUAAAACAGAUUCUGUCAACGUGGAGUGCUCUCGUGUCCUGUACUUCGACACCUUCUGUAUUCUGCCUGAGGCCGCGGCAUUGACCCAACUCUUUGGACUUAGCAUAGUGGUGGAACGAAAUUUGUGCGGGGGGCGGGGACAGCACGCGGUUCCCGAUUGGCGUCUCUCUGCGCGCCUCCGUCCAUCAUCGCCUCUACACAUUGGUCUUCGUGACUACACUCUUCUGCGAGGCAUCCUUGAACACAACAUCUCCGCUCCAUCUCGGUCAGCCGAUAGUACCGCCUCCGCCUCUGUUCUAGUUAAAUCCAAGUGGGAUGGUUCAGUUGGCGCUGUGAAUGAAGUAGGUCAAAUUAAUUUGCUGACAUCACUUCGAUUUCUUACCGCUUACUAUUUACAGAAUCGAGAGCCAAUGUACACCCGGCGACCGUAUAGAGUGCUGGCCUUCACCUUUGACCUUGUGGACGUUUCCAUCUACCUCUCUGUACCUUCGGAUUGGCCCUCUCAACGUCAUGUCAAAUCCAGUUCUAACUCUUCCUUCUGUCGUCUUGAUUUGACGCGCUCCCGCCUCUCCUAUGACAGCUUCUCCUGCGGUGGACACGUUAUCGACCUUGCUUGCACAGCUGUCACCUUCACUGACACGCGCUUUGAGAGCAACGAAACCAUUACCUCGCCUCAAUUUCGUGUAACUCAAGUGGUUACACCCGUGGGAGGCGACGUUGGAAACACCGCCUCUGCGACCACUUCCAGCAGCAUGACCUUCAUCCUACGCUCCAUGCGUCUCAUUCUUGCACUGGACUGGCUUGUGGAUUUGCAUCGCUUUCUCACCAUUCCGUCUAUGGCUCCCUAUGCCUCGACAUCCUCGUCGCCAACCGAUGGCCUCCUUCGUGGUGAUGGUGGAGUACAAAUGGGUGGGGAGGGCAACAACCGUGUAUUGAACCCGCUAAUCAUCGACACGAAUCAGGGCGAUGAGCAAAAGCGCUAUCCGGAGCCCCAGGGCACAUCAGACCUUCGUGUCUUCGCUGACCAGACGGAGUUCGUCAUCAUGGAUAAUUCUGCUCAGCUUGAAACAAACACUGUCAUUCUCAGUGGCGCAAUGUGUUUUCUGUUGCGUUCGGGUGGUGCACUGAGUCAGGCACUGAUGCAUCUCUGCCUUCAUGGCGUCGGUCUCUACACAGUUACCGGCUGCACAGACGACUCCCGUGCUGUCAUCGUCGAGCCCACAGAUCUUACCGUGGCUCUCAUACCUCCUGCCUCUCAAAAUAAACGUCAUCGUCAAUCUCCGUCACCAGUGUGUGGGGGUCUUCAGGAUCUCUUGGUGCCACGCGCCGAUCUUGAGGUGCGAACGUCAACUCUGCGAACCCAUUUCUCCUACACUGAUAGCCUGCUUUUCUUGGCUCUGCUGGAUUCGUUUAGGGAGCAGACGGCCUAUGCUUUUGGGUCUCCCAUCGCUACUACCAAUUGCGCUUUUGCAGCUCCUGUUGGCGCUGCUGACACAUCCAUUGACCAUUUAGUCGCAAAGCUCGUAGAGAUGGGUUUCUCGACGGAAGAGGCAGCGCAGGCUCUGCGCACCACUAGUGGACGCCUUGACGAAGCAAUCGCUGUCCUCGUCACACCUCAGCCACCUAAUGUACCCACUGAUCCGCCCCAUUCGCGUGUGGUCCUCUGGCUGCGCAGCCUUGUCGAUCAGUUGACACCGCAUGUCUCCAGCAUUAGCUUCUACUCGGACUUCUCGUUGUGUCUCAUUGACGACUGCAUGGAUGCGGACGUUCCGCUGGCAGAGGUUACUAUCUCAGGUUGGUUUAUGAACUUCGGUCUUGCGUUCCACGGAUGCUUGGUUCAACACUAUGCUUUGGAUCCGGCUCAGGACUACUUGAGACGGUGUUUGGGUGAUCAAACUCUUCUUCUAAAUCCUUACCUAGACAUUUCGUUAAAUUGGAGCCUCACUGGCUGGGCUGUCGGACGCGCAAUGGGUAAAUUGGCGGUGAGGUACUACAACCGUGACCUUUCCGCCCUAGAACCUGCCAUCGAGCCGUUUCGAUGCAUCUGUCACUGGCGUCUUUGUGAUUGUGGUUCCUCGAAAGGCGAUCGCGCUAUCAUCGAGUUGCAUUCUCCGGAUACGAUAAACGUCAAUCUGACAGUGGCUUUGGUGCGUCUUACCCAACUGGUAAUCCAAAAGACGCAAUCGACACGGCUUGAUCGUCAACUUCGUUCUCACCGGCGUCGCCAUCGAGCGCCAUUUGUACCCUUCUGCCUCUCAAAUCAGACUGGGGAGAAACUACGCUUCAAGAGGGCCACCGCCUCCUCAUGCUUUGGCACUGAUGACGACGAGGGUGAGUGGACCGUCAUGGACGUGGAUGCUUGCGUGGAGCUUCCCUUCCAGUCUGCCCUGGCGGCUACGGGUCGGGGUCAGAUUCAAGUUCAAGACUCCGGUCGAAUUUCUCAUGGUAGUUUUACAACGACUCCACGACUAUUCCUCCAGGUGGAAGGCUGGACACCCGCCUACCCGGUAGCACUGGACAGGCUCGGUGUAUUUUGGCGAACUAUUCGUUUGCAGAAGAGACAGAACCAUAAAAUGUCACCAGUGACUCGUCUGGUGAUCGAGAUAGUACGCCGCGGUUCCGCGCAGAACGUUGUAAUCGUACGUUCUGGUCUAACACUCACCAACCGGCUUUCACCCCAUCUUGCGCUCGAGGUUGGUCUUGCUUAUGCUCCUCCCCUUCCGUCAUCCUCUGCCAUUGCCUCUGCUGUCGAAUUGUCUGGCACAGCGGCAUUGGUGGUGCGUAGUGGAGUUCGACUGGCCUUCGGUGAGACCCGCGCCCUUCCUCUAAGUUUGGCUGCGCGUAGCAACGGAGACGGAAGCGAAAGGCUUUGUUUCCGACCUGUUUGCGUUACAAAUGGGGGCACCGAUGAUACCUCUCAUUCUGAUGUUAUUUUUGAUUGGUCGCAGCAACUUUGCGUUCAGCACUUUGAAAAUAGCGGAACCAGGGAAGUUGAGAUGAAAUUUCCUGCAACAUUGGAGGAGGUGAUGGACUGGAGGCGGCUCACUAACCCUGGCGAUUUCGAUGAGUGUGUAAUGGUCUGUCGGAGGCUUAAAUCUGGCAGCGAAAUCGGUCUCUACUCAGCCACCGUUGCUUCUCCAAACCGCUCAACAACGCGUCCUGCUCCGAGGCAACUGCCCUGGCUUUUUUGCGUUACUGCUGUUCGUGACUCCUUUCCGCCUGAUCCGCUCUUUCGCGAAGUGUCUCUCGUCUUACCUGGUCAUCAUCUAACUGUGGGACCAGCGCUUCGCAUCGUGAAUCUCUUACCUUGCGAUCUGACUUACUUUGUCGAGGGUACACACAUCCGUUCUCGUCUUCCUGCCAACAAGGCUGCCUCGGUAUUCGAGGUCAGCUGCACCAGUACACUUCGAUUCGGUGUGCAUUUGGAGAACUUUCAGCACUGCAAAUCCAUUCACAUUCCUCCUGCCACUUUUUCUGACACUGUCCUCAUCAAUCUCUUCGACCAAUUUGGAAGACUGCUUCAAAUUAAGGCAGAGGUGUACACUCGGGCUCUUGGUGCCCGUCAUAUAACACUCUCCGCAGUAUGUUGGCUUAUCAAUCAUUCGGGUCUCCCGCUAGUCUUUGCUGCACAAGCGCCCUCUUCCCUCGCCUCUCCUUCAGAGUGGCAGGCUCCUGGAUCGCCGGAACAUCGGUUGCUAACUGCAGGACAGUCAGAAGAGCAGGAAGUGGCACGGCUUGCUUCGCCUCUCCUUUUUUCUCCGGUUACAACUGACACUAUCUCAGGCAACUCCGCCGGAAUCAGUGUUGGAGAUGGCAGUGUCGGAGGUGGAGGUGGUACAAGUAGUAAUGGCCGAUCACAUCUUUCGUGGAGUCUGCAAGUUCGUCUUGGUGCUCUCUACCAACCCUCAGAGGGUAUUGGGAGAGAGGAUGUUGCUUGGUUACCGCGGUGGAGUUCACCGGUAGCACUAAACAAGAGUGGAGAGGCGCUGAUGCUGCGCUUGAAAGCGGCUGGAAUGGAGUCUCGCCCCGACCUGCUCUACAGUGUUGGUGUAGAGGUCCGAAAUGGUGUUGGUCUCCACGGUAUGACGACGAUUGUCACAUUUGUGCCUCGCUUCAUGAUCAGCAAUCAGACCAACUUUCAACUACAGUUUGCACAAAGAUUCUCUCUGGACUCCACAACGCUUAAACCUAUGGACAUUCAUCCACAGUGCAACGUACCCUUUCACUGGCCUCGGCAAGAUCUGGAUCAGCUCCUCUGCUUUCGCGCUUUCAUUGGUGACGAGAUUUGGCCAUCUGAUUGCCAUGCAGACGUUGCUCUCAUUGCUACUCACUGGUCAGGUGGAGUGCAGAUUGAUAAGCCUCGGUCCUACCACCUCAUGCUGCGGAUGCCUACUCGCCCUCAAACGAGGUCUUGCACAUCAUCGAUGUCAUCUCUAGCCGAGUCACUUUUUCUUCGCAUUGAUGUGGUACUUCGUAGUGCCACCCUCUUUGUCAUCAUCAGCGACGCUACUCAUCUGCCUCCUCCAUAUCGAAUCGAGAAUCGUAGUCCUGUCGCUCUUUAUUACCAACAAUCCAUCGAUAGUAGUGGAUUUGAGGGUCUGCCACCUCCAUCACCCACCUCUACAAAUGCUACUGCUAGGCAAUGGUCUGGCAGUAUUCGUCUAAAUCUCCUUCCACCUCGAUCAAUGGUCAAUUAUGCACCAGAAGAGCCCCUCCUCCCUCCUUAUCUCUCCGUUGGGGUUCAGGGUGAUUUAAACAAUUUCUACGAUCUGUCUAAGCCGGGACCGGGCUCUCGUUUGGUCUACGACAAUUGUGUCUACAUUGGUGUCAGCGGCGUCGCUGGUGACAGUAAUCGAUGCAUUCCAGACUCUCAAACUAGUCAAGACUUGGGAGGCUAUUCUCCUGUCCUUGAUGUGAUCGUUGAAUCUGAGAAGGUACGGCGAGUGGUGUUACGCAGGAAUCGACCCGGUGACCGCUCCCAGCUCUGGUAUCUUUCUAGUCAAGGGUUCCUAGUUCACGAAGGUUCUACAGCUCCGCAAGCCCCAAUACGCCGACGUGGGCGCCUACUUUCAAAACGAAACAGCUGGGUUCUAGAUAUAGACACCUCGGAGAUGGCAUUGGAGGAGGCGCUGAUGCAGCAUCCUCUGGAUUCAGGUACACUUGAAAACUUUGAACUUGGGAUUCUUUGUUUGGCUCGGCUUACUUCUCGUCGUAAGAAUACUCAGACUUGGAGGUUUGAUCGCGGAUUCCUUAUCAAUGCGGCAUCAUUCUGCGUACAAGCACUGCGUAGGCACUGGAAAGUAGGCUCCGCUCCUCCCGACUUUGUCUUUGUUGCGCGUCCACGAGUUCGUGGGAUCAGCAGUGAAGGAAAGAGAGGAGUAAAAGGAGAACGCCAGAGUCUGGUAAGUGAAAGCCUCGGAGCGGCUCGGAUCUACCACCACUGGCUGAGACCUGGAUCCGGUUCUCUUGAUGUGGAAGUGCUCACGGAUGGUCCAGUCCGAGUUCUGCGUAUCUCUGAUCCUCAAGAACCUAUUCAAGACAUUCCAGCUUUAUCCUUCCGAUCUCAUAAACAUUCUUUUGUUGCUUCUACCCACCUCCGUCUCCUUCUCGAUCUACCUUCGGGUAUUGGUGUGUCAGUGAUCUCUGCACGGUGCGAAGAACUUUGCUAUGCAAGUCUUCUGGGUUUGCGCUUUGCUAUGGAACGGUACUAUCCAAGUUAUGGACCAAUUGAUGCUGGGAGGGAGGUCACGGAAGUCGAAGUUGCCGAUGAUGGAGAUGCUGUAUUCAUAGACGUUCCAGACCAAUCUCGAGGUUGUGAUAGCAGUAUUGGAGUCGGAGACGAGGUUGUAAGCUCAUUUGCCGCAGAGGGUCGUCCAAUUGAGGAGCUCCGCCUCCAGCUAGGGAAAAUUCAGAUCGAUAAUCAGAUUGCAGGAGCGUCUCUACCAGUUCUGCUGUUCCAUGUAUCGCCUGUUAAGUCUCCCACUGCUGCCACUAGUUCUAAGAAGGUAUCAAAAGGCGUAGUAGAAGGUCGACUGCUUCGCCCUUCUGAAGGUGGUGAUGACAUUAAUGGACGUGAAUUGGAGCAUCUUUUCCAAACUGGGAACGAGUCAGUACAUACCACGUCGAAGUUGGAUCAAGUGAUCGUGACUUGGCCAAAUCUCACAAUGCGAUCUCUUAGACUUCUUCACACCGGAUGGAGGGCGGAAAUCUUCGCAUUGUUAGAAGUAAAAUUGGAUCGAAUGGUGAUGCAAGCGGAGGAGCUAUUGUUGUUGAAACUGAUUCAGUUUAGCCGACACUUCUGGACUUCUUCGCCCCCUGCAAUCUUGUCGACGGAGGAUGUGAGAUCGGUAGACUUUCUCCAUCAGGCUGCCCUUGAGGCUGAGGGUAGCUACUCCAGACAAAUCUCACCUCCAAGCAUUUCAUCUGACGACUUCCUCUAUUUCGAUCGUCUCCGAGUCCUCUUCUCACCGAUUCGUGUGACUAUGCAGACAGCGGAAGGACGUUUGGGUCCCGAGUUUUACGAUGUUCAUCGCCUUUUACCAAAACUCAUGUCGUUUACUGAUGCGGACAUACGGUUGGUUCAUCCGUCCAUCUGCUUCUCCACCCCACUGUCUGUUCAUCCAGGCGAGUUCAUGCGUGAGCACUGUCUGGAGUCGAGCCGCUUCUUGAUCGAGCAGCUCUCUCAACACUUUGAGGCACGACUGCGGGCGCAGACCCUGCGCAUCUUCGGAUCAGUGGAUGUUUUGGGCAACCCCCUUGGGCUGAUGUCCGACAUCUCCUCGGGUAUCUGCGACUUAGCUGACAUGGAUUUCUCGGGCCUUGUGCGCAAUGUCGCUCAUGGUGUCGGCGAUAGUACUGCUAAGGCGUGUCUCUCUCAUUUGCUAUUGGGCUUUUUUAAAAUAGUUUCUGAUGUACACCAAUUACUUUCUCUAAAGGUGGUAGGAAGUGUAUCUCAAUUGGUGCACACCCUCUCCAUGGAUGAAAACCAUCAACUCAGACGUCGCGCAAUCAUGGGAACACCACGGCAAUGUCCAGGCUCUGGUGCUUAUCUCGCCUCUCCUUACAUCACUGCUGCUUACGCUGCUACGUCGAGAGCCGUAGAGGGGGUGGCAGAGGAACGUCUUGACGACUUUGAGGUCACAGCGUUGUUUUCGGGCAAAUUGGCAGAGGGUAAGCAGAGUGGUGGUAGUCGUGAUAGUCUCUUCGACCAAACAGCACCGUUCCGUGCCGGAUUACGUGGCUUUGUGCAUGGCAUGGUGGGCGGUGUCACCUCCAUGGUCACUCAACCCAUUCAUGGUGCCUGCGAAGAGGACGGCCUCAAGGGUUUCGUCUACGGUGUGGGCAGAGGCCUUAUAGGCACAGUGACAAAGCCUGUGGGCGGAGUCCUUGACCUUGUCUCAGGUGCAAUGACAUCACUGCGUGAGGCCGCCCGUCCCUCCUCCACCGGACGUCCGCUUCGAAUGCGUCCGCGAAGAGCGCUUUCCAUGCCAUUGCGCGCCUACUCUCUCGGCGCAGCUGUGGGCCAAUUGUUGUUGCGACGUCUCAGUGUGCAUUCUUACACGAUCGCCCACGAGCCCGCCGCUGUGGUCAUAGUCUCCCUAGACGAUCUUAAAGACUCCGAAGGUUGCUCGGUGAAUCGGUUGCUAAAGGCUUCAAGGCAGCAAUGGGAAGAGGAGAGACCAGAAAUGGUGAUUUGUGUACUUAAAUGCCAAUUAGCUGCGGUCAGUGUUAUUGUCACUGAUCGCGCUGUCUGGUGUAUCCGAAAUUUUACGCUCCAUGGUGUGAAGCGUACCCCAGACUCAUUCUUCGGUAAUGAAGAUCGUGAUGCUACGAAUGUGAUGUUCGUUGUACCUUACUUCUACCUCAAAAGCGUGCGCCUGUCUCAACGUGUACCUGGUAAAGAGAAGUCAGGUGGACCGCAGGGAUUUAUACCGUCGGGUGCUGCUGAGUCAGCAGGCUCUUCCUACUUAGAGUUUCAGCUCGAACGGCGGCAACGCGAGUUACGUUUCGAUCGCGCAGAUUGGGCACAGGAGGUGCUGGCAGAAGUGUCAGAAGCACAUUUUCGAUAUGUGCAAAGCUUAAUGGAGCUGCGACGCGAUCGGUCGGUAGAUUUGGCGUUGCAAUCACACCCUUUGGCCCUACCUUUUGGACCACCGUUCGUUGACGCUACGCACUUUGCUCAAAUGGGCGAAUGUAAAGAAUGUGAGAAUGAGUAG